Molecule: messenger RNA, 1293 nt
Organism: Camellia sinensis
Lineage: Eukaryota; Viridiplantae; Streptophyta; Magnoliopsida; Ericales; Theaceae
Source: RefSeq, a predicted model, not a curated record
AUGUAUGAGUUGUUUAACGGCCACCAAGGCCGGUUUGAAGAUGCUGUCAGUAUGUCCAAACCAGUGUUCUUGAUGUUAUGCGACACUCUUCAUAGUUUUGGAUUGACACUGCCACAGCGGGAGCAUGGCGUGCCGCUAGAAGAGAAGGUAGCCAUUUUCAUUUGUGUAUUGCAGGGAAUGAAGAUGAAAGAUUUGCAAGAACGGUUCCAACACUCGAAGGAGACAUUGUCACAGCAUUUCCAUAAGGUUUUGAAAGUUAUGAUACCAUUCACAGCGGUUCAUAGUAGGAGUUUUACACCUGAGCAUGACUGCAUCGGUGCACUAGACGGCACGCACGUGAUGGCUCGUGUCUCGGAAGAGUACGCCACUUCGUAUUACGGCCGGAAAGGCGUCCCAACACAGAACAUGCUGGCCGUAUGUGACUUCGAUUUGUGCUUCACAUUUGUGUCAGCCGGUUGGGACGGGAGCAUGCACGACAGUAGGGUGUUGCACUACGUGACAACCGAACCUAAACAUCGCUUCCCGCACCCCGCACCUGGAAAAUACUAUUUGGUGGAUAGCGGCUACAGCAACAAGACAGGGUACCUAGCCCCAUACAAGGGGUAUAGGUAUCACCAAAAUGCCCAUCGAAAUCGAAGACCACAAAAUGAGUUCGAACUAUUCAAUAAGGCACAUUCGUCAUUACGUAGUUGUAUCGAGCGGACAUUCGGUGCGUGGAAGUCGAGGUGGGGGGCAUUGCGGAAUAUUCAGAAGUUGAGUUUCUCUAAUCAAGUGAUCUUCGUAUGUGCGUCGAUGGCGUUACAUAAUUUCAUACACCGAAACAGUGAAAUUGAUGAGGUCACAGUUCCUAUCGCAAAUAGCACCGAAUACGUGGCUCCUGAAAUGCCUGACCACGAUAAAUAUGCACGGGUGGCCGAUGUGAUUGAGGAAGGGGACUCCGACCCCGCAAUGACAGUUAGUUUGAUGAACUAUAGGAAAGCUUGUGCAUACACAAUGAAGAUAGAAUGGAUGAAGAUGAAACAGUGGUUUGAAAAUUGUUGCAACACCAUGGCAAUGUUUCAGAGAAACAAAUGGAAUAACAUCAAGGGUUGGGCCAAGGCCCUGUUAAGUAUCAUUAUGUGGUUCUCAAAGAAUACUUGGACCAGAAUGAAGGAAAUCUUUAUAAUUGAUCGAAUGGUUGCCAUUUUAGCACUUGGGAUGGAGGUUGCUUCUACACAUGGCAAUCAAACUCAUAAUGUUAUUGACGAGAAAGUUAAUGGAGAGAACCGUGAUCAACUACACAUCAAUGCAUGA